Molecule: messenger RNA, 1696 nt
Organism: Perognathus longimembris pacificus (Pacific pocket mouse)
Lineage: Eukaryota; Metazoa; Chordata; Mammalia; Rodentia; Heteromyidae
Gene: Efhd1
Product: EF-hand domain family member D1
Exons: 4
Coding region: 14-739 (241 amino acids)
Cellular component (GO): mitochondrial inner membrane
Molecular function (GO): calcium ion sensor activity
Source: RefSeq, a predicted model, not a curated record
CGCCCACUCGGCCAUGGCCAGCGAGGAGCUGACGCGCAGGCUGCAGCGCCGGCUGCGGCUCGGGGAGGGCCCGGGGGGCGGCCAGGGCGACCCCCAGCCCGCGGGCCCCGCCGUCCCCGCCCGGGAGCCCGAGCCCGAGCCCCUCGGCCGGGCGCCCGGAGCCAGCGCCGCCGACGCGGAGCUGAGCGCGCAGCUGAGCCGACGGCUGGACAUCAGCGAGGGCGCGGCGCGACCCCGCCGCAGCCGCGUCUUCAACCCCUACACGGAGUUCCCCGAGUUCAGCCGCCGCCUCAUCAAGGACCUGGAGAGCGUGUUCAAACGGUAUGACGCUGGACGGGAUGGCUUCAUCGACCUGAUGGAGCUGAAGCUGAUGAUGGAGAAGCUGGGGGCCCCCCAGACUCACCUGGGUCUGAAGAGCAUGAUCAAGGAGGUGGAUGAAGACUUCGACGGCAAGCUCAGCUUCCGGGAGUUCCUGCUCAUUUUCCACAAGGCCGCAGCUGGGGAGCUGCGGGAAGACAGUGGGCUUAUGGCCCUGGCCCAGCUCUCGGAGAUCAAUGUUGCCCUGGAGGGUGUCAAAGGUGCCAAGGACUUCUUCGAAGCCAAGGCCCGGGCCUUGUCAUCCUCCAGUAAGUUUGAAGCCGAGUUAAAAGCUGAGCAAGAAGAACGGAAGCGGGAGGAGGAAGAGAGGAGGCUGCGCCGAGCGGCCUUCAGGGAGCUCAAGGCUGCCUUCAGCACAUAAUCCUAUUGACCUUGACCUAGAACCAUGCUGUGCCUUGCAGACUCCCAGAGAACAGAGGACCCCUGCCAGCCCCCCUCCUUAUGCCUUAUCCUCUAGCCCAGGACCCCAGACCUUCCUCCUUAGCUUCCCCGGGUGGCCAGAGGCUACGUUUAAGUUUCUCAGAGUCUUGGCCCUUGCUUCCAAAGCCUUACUCCUCUGUCUUGAUCACUAGCCAGGCCCUGCCUUUGCUUGGCCCCCUCCAUUUCCCCACCCCCUGGCCCUUUUGGGGUUUCUGGUCAACCAGUAAUCUGUUCAUUUGUACAGAUUUUCUUUCUUUCGUGGUCCUCAGCGAGCAUGUUGCCUGUGUUCUUGGGCCAGCUCUGUGCCUCUCCUUUUGUCCUCCUUUCAGUCAGUCUGCCGGCUGCUUCGGUUCUGUCUGCUGCGAUGCUGGAGGAAGGCCUGGUGCCUGUGACCUGUCUCCUUUCCACGGCGUCCUGUCAUCUCUCAUCCCCUUUCCGCCAUGUUUUCCCAUCCAGCACUCGUCUUCCAUUCCUAAAUACUGCGCUACAGAACUGUAACAAUGAAUCAUUAGAACUAAGAGCCCAGGCCAGAAAGAUUCAUGUGAACUCGGGUCCGAUGGAAAUAUUCCCCUGUGCCCGCUCCUUGUUCUGGGGUGAUGUCUCCAGGGGCUGGUGACAUCCCAAGUCAUGGCCAUCCUGACCACCGUCUGCCCGCCUCGCCCCCCCAACAUCUGCUCCAGGUGUCAAGGUAAAGGCCCUUCUCACCCACAGGUUGGAGUGUUGUGAGUUCUUGGGAUUGUUCAUACGUACUUGGAGUGAUUUUUUUAAAAAGAAAUUUCUAAUGCCAUAUUUGUUACUUCUCUUUUGUAACCGCUGUAUUUACAAUAAAGAAAUCAUCUGUCCUUCUACCCACACCUGAUUGGUUUUCAAUAAACUGUGCAAAUGAACUUGGCCAUCA